AGACAUCUCUUCCGAACGAACAGCCUGUGUAAACCGCAAGUAUGAAGGUCUGCAUGAUAGAGUUGGGGCUCUGCCUGGUGGCGAUGACGGUGGCGGUGGCAGCAGCGAGCCGUGAUACAAGUGGCAGCGGAGAAGGUGACAUGACUCCAAUGUGGCAUCGUGAACAAUCGGCCCGUACUCAUGGCGCCAUCGACCAAAGUGGCAACGCCAUCGAUCACAAGCAUGGACACGGCAUCGAUCAUAAGCAUGGACACGGCAUCGAUCACAACGCCGACGACAAGGCCAUCGAUGAUAACGCUGACACGUUGGCCAUCGAUCACAGAGCUGAUGACAAGGCCACAAACAUGCUCCACUCGGUCGCCAUCGAGUCGCCGCCGUCGCUCUUCUCCUUUGCUGCCCAUCGCAUGUCAGAGGCAGAGGCUGCUGCAGGCUGGCUACCGUCGACGUUUGACGCCGUUCUUGGCCCACGGCUGGGUAGCGACCUCGACAUCGUGCCCGGCACUGCGCUCGAGCUGCUGCCGGCGCAGCUGGCACCCGGGGCAACGGCUCCGGUUGUGGGGGUGGUCGAGGCAGCUGUCCGCGGCAAGGACGGGAGUUUGCAAGCUCGCGGCGUGCUUCGCGGCGAGCGCGGCUCGUUCACCAUCCACAUCUCGCACGAGGCUGUGCUUGGGGACAUUGUCCGGCUUGAUGCUGGGCACGCCUUUCGGUGGGCGGCGUCUGGGAGCGAGGCAGCGGCGCACUUUGACGGCGACUACACCCAACAGACCGCGCGCCCGCUCAGUGUCCAGCGGGUGAGUCUCAACGACCACAUCUGCACCCCUUUCCCGCUGCCCGACGGCGAGCGCAAAGCCGGGGCGAUCGGACGACUGCCUGGCGGGCGCGACAGCGCACUCUCUGUUCGGGCGCCGUCUGUCCCGAUCUACAACUCCAAGCCGGACUCGGCUUUUGUCAUCUACCUGGACUUUGACGGGCACACCACGUCGGCGACGUCAUCGUGGGGCGCGGUGAACGCAGAGCCGUACGACAUCGACGGUGACGUGACCACGUUCUCGGCCGCGGAGCGCGACCGCAUCCGCAUCAUCUACGAGCUCAUUGCCGAAGACUAUCGUCCCUUUGACAUCACGGUCACCACCGAUGUGUCCGUGUACAACGGCGUGCUCGAGACCAGGCGGACGCGGUGCGUCUUUACCAUCACCGACUCGUCGUCCCACGCCGGCGGCGUGGCCUACGUGGGCGUCUUCUCGUACCCGACCAACACCUUCCAGCCAGCAUGGGUCUUCACCAACCGGCUCGGCGGCGGCAACGCCAAGUUUUGCGGCGAGGCCGGCUCUCACGAGAUCGGCCACAACAUGGGACUCUCGCACGAUGGCACCUCGUCCGAUGCUUACUACUCCGGCCACGCCGGAUGGGCGCCGAUCAUGGGCGUCGGCUACUACCAAGACCUGGUCCAGUGGUCGCAGGGCGAGUACGCCGGCGCCAACGAGGGUCAGGACGACCUGUCGAUCAUCGGCUCGGCCUCCAACGGCUUUGGCUUCCGCUCCGACGACCACGCCGACAUACAGCUGACCGCCACGGAGCUGGAUGCGUCGGCAACGCCGGCAGGCACUGGCGUCAUCUCCAAGCGCGGCGACAUCGACUGGUUCUCCAUCUCCAUUGGCUCGGCCGGGCCCAUGACCUUUGCCAUCGACCCGGCUGUCACCUCGCCAAACCUCGACAUCCGCGCGGCGCUGUUUGUGGGAGGCGCGCAGGUGGCGGUGUCGGAGCCGUCUGACUCGCUCUCGGCGCGGCUGACCCACGUCGGCACGGCGUCCACCACGUAUCACCUCUCGGUGGAGGGCGUGGGCAAGGGCUCGCCGACGGCAUCCGGCUACUCGGACUACGCCUCGCUCGGCGAGUACUCGAUCGCGUACACCGGCCCGCCUCCGACAACAGGCCCGUCGUGCGGCAACUCGGUGGUCGAGGUCGGCGAGCAGUGCGAUCCACCGGGCGGGUGCUGCUCGUCGACGUGCUCGUACAAGCCCAUCACCUCGCCAUGCUCAACAGGCCGCACGUGCGACGACCCAGACUCGUGCAACGCCGUCGGCGAGUGUGUCGGCGCCAACGCCGGCUCGUGCACUCCGGUCUGUGGCGACGGUUUUCGCGAGGGCAGCGAGGAGUGCGACGACGGCAACACCAGCGAUGGUGACUGCUGCUCGUCGACGUGUACCCGCGACGCUGCCGGCACAUCAUGCGCGACUGAGACAUGCAACGGCGAGUGUUCGGCGCUUGGCGAGUGCCAGACCCAGGAGUUCUGCUGCAAGACCGAUGCGCAGUGCGACGACGGCAACUCGUGCACCAUCGACAGCUGCGGGUCGGACACGAUCUGCCACAACGACCCAGCCGCCGCCGGUGCCGCCUGCGACGACGGCCUGCCGUGCACCGGCAACGACGUGUGCGACGGCGCGGGCGUGUGCGCAGGCUCCAACGAGUGCUCGCCUUCAUGCGAUGCGCGCGCCGAGUGCUGCCAGUCAACCUGCCAGUGCGAGUUUGGCUGGCACACCUCUGAGUCGUGCUCGGUCGGCCCGGCCGUGCUUGUCGAAAACGUUUCGGUCCGCGGCUCGCUAUCCGAUAACCUCGACGGUCUUGCCUACCGCCACAACCUGGCAGCCGGUGCCUCCAUCACCAUCCGUGUCCUCAGCUACUCGCCGGGCCAAGUCUAUGUCUACGGCGCCUUUGGCGACGUCCCCGAGCGUCCGCGUGGCCUGGUCGCUCAUGAGUACUCAUCCGAGAACAUGACUCUCUCCCGCCACGCCUUUACCGCCGCCGCUCCGCGCUCAGGCGACCUCUUCAUCUCGGUCUUCCGUGCGCCCAACGUGACCACGACCUCAUUCGAGAUCGUCGCUUACCCCAACGGUUCCGAGCCACCGGCGCUCGGCAUCGGCAAGUCCUCAGCAUCAGCCACUCCGUCAUCGGCCGUCAUCAUCGGCGUCGCCGCCGCCGGCAUCCUCCUCGUCAUUGCCGCCAUCGUUACCACCAUCGUCUACUGUAACCGCUCUACUCCCGUCGGCGCAUCCACCUCGGACGUUCCCAUGCCGUCGUACAAGUAGCCGUUCACGAUACCAUCGUUCGGGUGCGUGGUCACCAGCCUCAAACAGUGAACAACAACUCCUUCCCCC
Messenger RNA from Thecamonas trahens ATCC 50062, 3155 nucleotides. Its product is annotated as peptidase domain-containing protein. NCBI's taxonomy places the organism in Eukaryota, Apusomonadida, Apusomonadidae. The record is from RefSeq and is a predicted model, not a curated record. The transcript has a single exon. The coding region runs from base 42 to 3086 and encodes 1014 amino acids.